Messenger RNA from Amaranthus tricolor (Joseph's coat), 4051 nucleotides. Its product is annotated as probable disease resistance RPP8-like protein 2. Gene Ontology annotation, biological process: defense response to other organism. Gene Ontology annotation, molecular function: ADP binding. The record is from RefSeq and is a predicted model, not a curated record. Lineage: Eukaryota; Viridiplantae; Streptophyta; Magnoliopsida; Caryophyllales; Amaranthaceae. The transcript is spliced from 5 exons. Bases 308 to 3184 code for a protein of 958 amino acids.
GAUUACGACUCAUUAUUACAUCUAAGGCAGAUGGGGUACCUCUCUCGUUGCUGGCGGCGGCUUUCUUGGCAACAACAUCGGAGAACCCAGGAAGCCCAGAAAGUCUUUGGUAAAUGAUGCUUUCGUGAUCCAUUAAGAGGUUGAUGAGAAACAAUUUGUAGUCAAAAGUUCUGCUCUAAAGUUCAAAUAUUUUUGCUCAGAAGAACAAGAAAAGGGCGGAGUACGUUGUUUGUUGCGCCAGAGAGAUAAACAAGAGAUAUCAUUCAGGCAGUAGAAGUUGACUCACAACCAUUCGAGAUUCGAGAAGAUGAUCAUAGGAGAUCCAGCUGCAUCUGUAGGGAAGCCGUUUCAGAAACAAGAUCAUCGCAAGGAUGAAGCCCAAAUUCGAAAUGAAAUUAGCCUUUCAAUUCCUCCACCGGCAUUUAUUUCAAAUAGUGAUCCACCUCUUAGAUCAGAGAUGGAUAAGUUUGCUGUAUGUUCAGCUGCUCAAAGAAUUGAAUAUUGGCUUAAUAUUGAUCCUGAACCUUUUUCAAAGGUAUCAAAGGAACAAUUAUCAGAUCUUCAAAAUGUGCUGCUAAAGAUUCAAGACUUGCUCGGAGAUAAUGAAGUUUGUAGGAAUACAGAUGAAUCUGCUCAAAUUGAAGAGGCAGCUAACGAUGUUGAAGAUGUGUUUGAUACCUUUGUUUAUAACGCGAGAUCCGUCCACAACUCUUUCGGGAUAGCAAAGAUUGGUGCCUCCAUGUUCAAUAUUCUGAUCAGUCCAGACAUUUUCAGCUUCAAGAUACAAUCAAUUCAACAGCGCCUCGAAGAAGCAGUGGUCAAGCUCGAUGGGAAAGUGAAAGGAGUUGAUCUGCGUCAUAUACAUUCAGGUGGCCAUGCUCAUGAAGGAAAAUCAAUGUAUGGAGAUAAUGAAUACAUAGUCGGAUUACAAGGAGAUAUCGAGGAAAUGGUUCAUCACUUGACCAGCGGAGAAAAUGAAGUUGAAGAUCCACCCUACUUAUUCUUUAUAGUUGGAGGCCCAAGUUCAGGCAAAACUACUUUGGCAAGGCAACUUUAUAACAACACUUUAGUAAGGCAGCAUUUCCACAAUUUUAUCUGGUUUGGCCAGUCAAAAGUAAACCUGCAUACACUUAAUUAUUUUCAACGCCACGUCCUAUUCGAGCUAAUAGGAAUAUCCAAUACUAAGAAGGAAGAAACUUGGAUUAACGUCAUUGGCAAGUGUUUGAUAAUUCUUGAUGAAAUCCCAUGCAGUAUGAGAGAAACUCUUGAAGAUUUGUUGCGAACCUUCCCAACAGGACUGAAUGGCACGAAGAUCAUUAUCACGGGUAGCAAUGAAGAGUACGACAUAUUUAAGAAUGAUUUGCGUUGUUAUUUCCAUCAAUUUAAGGGCAAACUCAACAAUGAACAAGGGUGGGAUCUGUUAUGCCAUUUAGCAGCUUCCCGCAAACAAAAUAUAAAAAUACCAGAGAACUUAGCAAAGAAUAUGUUGCGCAUAUGUGAAGGGAAGCCCAUAAGUAUUAAGCUUUUGAGUGGUGUAUUAAGCACCAAGCCCAAAGGGAUGGAAUUCAUCUUAGAUAACGAUAUCAAAUUCAAAGAUGUGUACGAGUUAUGUUAUGAGGAUUUACAUUACCUUUUAAAAGCUUGCUUUCUGUAUUUGGGAGUUUUCCCACCAAAACAUGAAAUUUCUGCGAGCAUUUAUCAAAGAAUGUGGAUUGCAGAAGGAUUUGUUAGUAAUUCUUCUGAAAAUGAAGUCAUGCAGUACAUAGAAGAGUUGAGUCGUCGACACUUGAUCCAGGUUACCAAGAGAAACCACAAAGAUAGAAUUAAGAUUUUUCAGGUAUCGAAUCUGGUUUAUGAAUUUUGUCUUACAAAAGCACGGGAGGAGAACUUUCUUCAUAUUGAAUCUCGUCAAUUUCUUAAGUCAUCCAUCAACUCUCGAAAAAUUAUCUCUCGUUCCAGGUUGUGCAAGAAAAGCCAAGAAUCAUAUAUCAAAUCACUUUCACUCUUUCACUACCAAGGAGCAGAAGAUAAUAGAUUUAGGUUCGGAACUAUUUACAAGGAUUUAAAAUUACUAAGAGUCUUGAGUCUUUGGGGUGUUUUCACUUCUGAUAAUGCCUUGCCUGAUAUGAUAGGAAAGUUGGUACAUCUAAGCUAUCUUGGAAUAAGGAAUACCAACAUUGAUACAAUUCCCCAAUCUAUCGAAAACUUGAAAAAGUUAUUGACAUUAGACUGGAGAGGAGUACAUUCUGGCCGAGAUUGGUCUGCGGGAGCCCUAAUAACAAUGCCAAAUGUGCUAUGGAAGAUGGAGCAACUUAGACAUCUUUAUAUACCAAAAGGCAGGUCUCUAAGGAACACAUUCAAAUUGCACACUUUAAAUAACUUGCAUACUUUAUGGAGAGUAGGGGUUAAUGAAUGGUUUGAAGACGACUUACAACUGUGGAACUUCCCUAAUCUUCAUAAGUUGUAUGUAUUCAGGAUAUAUUGGAGGCAUCAAUUAGACAUGAUAUUCGAAUGUUUGAAGAAGUCCCCAAAUUUGAAAAAUUUAAAGCUGGAGUGGGAUACCUGGAGUGGGAAAUCAAAUAAGCUUGAAUACUUUGAUCAACUCAGCCAAGAUUUUUACCAGCUAAGUUCGCUAACAUUGAGGGGUCCAAUUGAAGAAAAAGUUUCCCUUCGUUUCCCCCCUACUCUUGUAGAGUUGGAGUUGAAAAACAGCGGUAUUACAACCCAGGAUCCUGUGCCAAUAAUUGAAAAUUGUUGUCCCAAACUGAAAGUUCUCAGAUUAAAAAAUAACGCAUACCUCGGGACAGAGAUGAGGUUUUGUGCUGGUAAGUUUCUGUCGUUAGUUGAGCUUGUAAUUGAGGGUAUGUAUGAACUUGAAACAUGGGUGAUUGAAACGGGUGCACUUCCUCGUUUGGAAAAGCUACUCCUCAAAUGUCGUACUAAGUUAGAAAGAUUGCCAGAAGGGAUUAGAUUCAUUACUACUCUCCGAGAGUUAGAAUUGAAUUUCAUGCCUAGAAGUUUCUGUGAAAAACUUGUUCAUGUGGAACAAGACUACUUAACAAGCGUUGUUGAUAAAAUUAAAGGGGAGGAUUUCUACCUUAUUCAGCAUGUUCCUGACAUAAAAUUCACUGAAAUUUUGGAUAAGCCAGAGGUACGCCAGUUUAUUUACAAUUUUUUUACUUAAAUACAGAGUAGGAUGUAAAGGGCCGGAGGGGACAGCGAGAAUCUAACCCAGUAUAUUUUCCCUAAAAAAGUGGUACAUGCUUUAACUAAUAUCAUAUUCGAUUCUCAAAUGUUGAUGGGAGUAGAACACGAGUCUCUUAUGCAGUUAUGUGGCAUACUCCUUUUAGCAACUUAUCUUGUGAAGUUUUAAUUAAGUCUAGACCCAAGAAAUUUCUUCUUAAUUUUUGCUAAGUGCUUGCAAACCACUGACAUGUAUAAAAACAUAUCAGUGGCUCUAAACAGGUAGGAAUGACUAAAAGGGGAAUUUAGAAGAAAGUUGAUGGUUACAAAUUCUUCAUAAAUAAGGUAUAUGUUUAUUUGCCAUCAUAUUAGAAAAAAUUGCAAAAUAUUUGAAAACUUAUGUUUUUUUUUUUAACCCAGAAAACUACAUGUUAAAAUUCUUUUGUAUUUUAUUUAUGGAACAGUAUGCAGGAUAUGAUAGUGUUUCCAUCUUAAUUUCCCAAUCCUAAUUUGAUGUUCUCCUUGCCUCAAACAAAAAUGGUAAAUGGUCUCUUUGGCGAAUGAAUAUUCGUUCGAACUGGUGGCCGGUUUGACCAAUUAGAAGUAUUGGUUAUAAGUUAGUUGUUUAAACAAGAGUUGUUCAUGAGUGGAUUGUCCACCAAGCUCCGCAAACUUGGUUCGAAAAAAUAGAUGGCAUUGGAAAACAUUAUUAAAGAUCAAGGUUUUCUUUUAGAAAAAGUUAAGGUUUAGAUUGUUGAUCAUUUUUUAUUUGAGAUACUUGAAAUCAUUGCUAAUUUUUUAUUAUGGACUGUGACUUUGUACUUUGAAUUAUAUUUCUCGUGUAAAUUGUUUAUUUGAACUUUAAAAA